AUGAAUGCAUUUCAACAUACCUAUUCGAUCAACUCUACUACGUCAGCGAUGUAGUUAUAGCCAAGAGUGAUGAAUAGGAAGCUAACAAUAAGAGACCCGCGCGCCCCAAGUCCACAGCCAGCGAGCCUGGGGCUGAGCCAAUGGCCCAGGCUCGCUCCGCGCGCCUAAGUCCCAGGCUCGCUUCGCGCGCCUAAGUCCUGGGCCGGGGCGCCCGGUUCGCUCCGCGCGCCUAAGUCCUGAGCCGAGCGGAGAGUGGAUUCCUCACACGUCUCGCCUUCACCAGCGACGGCAUCGACAUCGCCAAGGACGGCCGGGCCAUUGCUCACGGUACCAGGGUCAACGACGGUCUUUACCUUUUGGACGCGGAUCACACCAAGUGUCAGCAUCUUGCCUUCCCCUCACGCUCUGAGUCUCCCGUGCCCCUGCUUACCCUACACCGCUGCCUCGGCCAUCUUGCCCCAUCCUCUAUACAGAAGAUGAUUGCUGCAGGUUUGCUGGACGGGUUUGGGGCCGGGUACAGUGACAAAGACGUAGAGGAGUUUGUUUGCAAUGCUUGCCUUGGUUCCAAAGGUCACCGCCUUCCCUUUCCCGACUCUGAGUCGCAUUCCGCCGAGAGACUUGGCCUCGUGCACAGCGACGUCCUGUCGUUCCCCACUCCGUCCUUGACCGGGAAGCGCUACCUUGUCACGUUUCUAGACGACCACUCUCGCAAACUCUGGGCAUAUGCGAUCGAUCACAAAAGCGAUGUUUUCCCGACCUUCCAGACUUGGCUCGCCGAAGUGGAGUUAGAGACGAACGCGCGGUUGAGGAUCCUUCGAACCGACAAUGGCGGGGAGUACCGAUCAAACGCAUUCACGGAGUUCUGCAAAUCCAAGGGCAUUCGUCGUCAAUACUCUAUCCCUUACACGCCUCAACAAAACGGUCGCGCCGAACGUGUCAACCUCUCCAUCGUCGAGGGCGUCCUCGCUCUCCUUGCGGACGCCCGUCUGCCGGCCACCUUUUGGGAUGAAGCGGCUGCGUAUUUCGUUUAUUGCAAAAACAGGUGCUCACACUCAGCUUUGGCCAAACAGACUCCAGAAUCCGUUUGGAACGGCCAACGCACCACCGCCACCGCCCUCCACCCGUUCGGCUGCACAGCCUGGCUCACGGUCGCCCCGGACCUUCGCAGCAAGCUCGACCCCAAGGCCGCGCGCGUGAUCUUCACAGGUUACGACCUCGCCUCCAAAGCUUUCCGUUUCUUUGACCAUUCCAUCAACAAGAUUGUACUUGGUCGCAAUGCCACCUUCCUCGACGACGACUUCCCCGGCCUGCCAGUCACCACGCCCGUCGAUGCAGACGACACCGACCGUCAGUUCGUCGUUCCCGCCGACACGCCCGCCCCUGCCGUCAAGACGAGGACCCCACUAGUAAGGUCGGCGCACAUGGACGUCUCAUCCUCCCUUGAUGAUUCUGCCAUGAGCGCCGUUGACGUGGCCCCAGGGUACACUGGCGGAACCUUACUUAAUUCCACAGAUACCGAAUCGUCCUCGUCACCGUCUCCUGAGCCGUCCUCGUCACCGUCGCCCACAAACCCUUUGUCACCGUCGCCUGCGCUGUCACCGUCGUUGGCAGCGUCAUCGUCACCCUCUGACAGGCAACGUCGGAGGGGAUGA
Molecule: messenger RNA, 1652 nt
Organism: Microbotryum saponariae
Lineage: Eukaryota; Fungi; Basidiomycota; Microbotryomycetes; Microbotryales; Microbotryaceae
Source: the annotation of a GenBank genome assembly